Plasmodium vivax (malaria parasite P. vivax) is the source of this 1329-nucleotide messenger RNA. Its product is annotated as variable surface protein Vir12-related. Bases 1 to 1329 code for a protein of 442 amino acids. NCBI's taxonomy places the organism in Eukaryota, Apicomplexa, Aconoidasida, Haemosporida, Plasmodiidae. The record is from RefSeq and is a predicted model, not a curated record. The transcript is spliced from 3 exons.
AUGGCAAAACCGGCAGCGGCAUCAGUAAUAUCUGCGGAAAAAUUGGAAAAAGUUGCAGAAGAAUUAAAACUUAAAACAUUCUAUGAUGAUUUCUUUUUAAAGAAUGAACAACCUAAAUCUGCUGAUCCCUGUAAAAUAUUCGACGCUGAAGGCAAAAAAAAAGAAAAUGAAAAAAAUAUAUGCCUAAAGCUCGUACGCCAUUUAGAGAAAAUUGGUGAUAUCAAAGAAAAGGCUACGCGCGUUGAUCAUUGUAAUUAUUUAACAUAUUGGUUUUAUGAUGAAAUAGGAAAAAUAUAUGAUUACUCGAAAAAAAAAGAAGAUAUAUCCUCUUUUAAAGAACUUAUUGGUGUAGAGAAUAAUGUUAAAGUACCACAGAGUCGAUAUGAGAAGUGUACUUUAAAAUCUGAAAAUGGAGUAAGUUUGGAUGAAUGGAAAAAAAGGAAACUGUCUUAUAUUUAUAUGAAAAAUUAUAAUGAUAUUAAAAGCAAGGUUUUUUCUCAAAAAAAAGAACAAUGUGAUAAGUACACUACAUAUCUUGAUAAUAUUAGUAAGUUAUAUAUAAAAUAUAAGACGAAUAACUGUGGUUUUUUUUGGAGUUCGAAUUAUGCGGAUUGUUCUCGUAAAUAUGACCCAAAUCCCCUCAUAACUGAAUUAGCUAAAUGUAAGACUCAAGGAUCUAAUGGUAGUCAAUCUUCAUUUCUAGGAUGGUUCUGGGGAAGUUCAUCACCUAAAACAGCUCCAAGUAAAGGUUCUCCAGGUGCUCAGGAACCAGCAAAGACUGCAGUUGUGAAAAGUUCUGGGGGGAUAGUAUCCAUAGGGGGGAAAGUUGCAGGAGCUGAACGAGCAGUUGCGAAUAAAGGGUUAUCAUCUGUAGCACCCAAACAAAGUAGAGAAGUAUUAGGUGGAUCCCAAAAUGCUGUAGUAGUAGCACCACUUGGAAAUUCGCAAGCAGGAGUUCAUAUGCCACCUGGGAGUAAAGAUAUUCAAAACGGUUCCUAUACUACAUUGCCUACAGCUUUUGUGGUUGACCCUGAUACAUCUAAUUUUUUGGAAAAAACGUUUGGUAUAUUAAAAUCAGAGUAUUUUCGUCACUCAAUAGUAGGAGCUUCAAUAAUAGGAGUACUUGUAUUCCUAUUCUUUUUCUUUAAGUCAACUCCGAUAGGAUCGCAAACAAAUAAAGGUGAAAAGAAGAAAAGAAAGCCUCAGAAUAAUUACUAUGAUGAAUAUGAAGAAGAAUUACCAAGAUAUGAGUCACAACAGUCAUUGGCGGAGUCCCAAAUGAGCGAUGCAUAUAUAUCAUAUCAACCUAGGCGUGACCGUUAUUACUAA